AUGAUUUUUUCAAUAGUUGAAGCUAUCUUCCUUUUUUUAUUUUUAUUUUUUACCUACAAAUACUCCACCAAUACCAACAAUGGCCCACCACCAUCAUCACAAACACCACAACAAGAAUCACCACAAACACCACAACAAGAAUCACCACAACCACAAUCAAAAAGAACUGCAUCAACCCCAAAAGAAGAAGAGCAACCACAACCAGAACAACCAUUUUCUCAUUCGCUUUCACAAUCAACCAGCUACACAAGUUUAAAUAAAACCCACUCACGUUAUUCAACUGGUAGUGUUCCAUCAACCAAUCAACCACAACAACCACAACAACCACAACAAAGCCACCAAAAAGAAUACUCACAACCACAAAAACAGUAUUCUCAUUCAAACAGCUACCCUAAUUUUAAUAAAACCCAAUCACGUUAUACUACAGGUAGUGUUCCAUCAACAAGUCAACACCCAAACCCAAACCCAAACACAAACACAAACCCAAACCCAAACCCAAGCCCAAAUCCAAAUCCAAGCCCAAACACAAAUCCACAACAUAAACAAUCAAGUGCACAUUCUUUCAACUACCCAACAUUUAACAGAGAACAAUCACGUUAUAGUGCCGCUGGUAAUUCUAGAUCCACUAAUAUCCCACAAAAAUGCCCACAACAAUCACAACAGCCAUUUAAAUCAUCAAGGGCAGAAUCGAAUUACCCAGCUUUUAAUAGUUCACACUCACGUUUCAACACUGCAGACGGACCAACAUCAACAUCAGUUAAUACUCCAACAGCCAACCAACAACAAAGCGCACACAAAUCAUCUGAAUACCCAUCAGUCAAUAAAGAACAAUCUCGUUAUAAGUGUGCAAAUUCAACAUCAUUUAAUAUUCCAGCUUUCAAUUAUGCAAAUAAAGAAAAAUUAAAUAGAGAAAAAGCAGAAAAAGAUCGUAUUGAAAAAGAAAAGAUGGAAAGAGAAAUGUUGGAAAAGGAAAGAGUCCGUGAAGAAAAUGAACGUGCAGAAAAAGAAAAAUUAGAGAACGAAAGAAUAGAAAAUGAAAGAUUAGAGAAAGAAAAAAUAGAAAGGGAGCGUUUAGAAAAAGAAGAGGUUGACGAAUGUUGUAUUUGUUAUGCCAAAUUAAACUCCAACAAUUCCACAUCGAUAGAUUGCUCCCAUAAAUUUUGUUACGGAUGCAUCACUAAAUGGUACACAAUAGAAGAUACUUGCCCAUUGUGUAGAAAAACAUUUUAUUAUAUUCAAAGAGAGGUUCGUUGUCCAAGAGAUGUCGAAUUAGAUAGAAUACUUCAAAAAUAUAGUUCCGAAAAUAAUUCCGAAGAAGAAUUCAAAGAUAAUUCCAAAGAUGAGUCCGAAUAUGAAUCUGAAGAUGAUCAAUCCGUUUACGAUUCAGAUCAUCAUUCCGUUUAUGAAUCAGAAUUCGAUCCAGACAAUCAUUUAAAUCAUGAUAUCUCUUCUGGUAACAAUGAAAAAUUAGUUGACUCUAUGUGUCUCGAUUAA
Molecule: messenger RNA, 1494 nt
Organism: Dictyostelium purpureum
Lineage: Eukaryota; Evosea; Eumycetozoa; Dictyosteliales; Dictyosteliaceae
Exons: 3
Coding region: 1-1494 (497 amino acids)
Source: RefSeq, a predicted model, not a curated record